Messenger RNA from Mycosarcoma maydis (corn smut), 1794 nucleotides. RefSeq lists its product as uncharacterized. The transcript has a single exon. NCBI's taxonomy places the organism in Eukaryota, Fungi, Basidiomycota, Ustilaginomycetes, Ustilaginales. Bases 1 to 1794 code for a protein of 597 amino acids. Gene Ontology annotation, molecular function: protein binding. The record is from RefSeq and is a predicted model, not a curated record.
AUGACCACCACGCAAGUUCGAACCGUCCCGCCUGUCAUCGAGGCAGAGCAGUCACCCAAAGAUGCACAUAACUCUGGCCAACAGCCAGCCCCAUCUAACAAGUCUGUCAGCAACAAUGACGAGCCUUUCAAAGAAGGCCUGCAAACGUCGGAAAUGCAAGACUCACAGCCUGCGCAACCCAAACACGAGCACGACCACGACCAGGAGCACGACCACAACACUGACAGGGACAAGGCUGCAGCUUUGUUGAUCCAGCGCAACUACCGAGGUUACCGCACUCGCCGUCAGCUCGACGGAUGCAACAUCUCGGCGGAUACCCGCUGGUCCGACGCCGUUCACCGCAUGCGUCUCGAACAAGCAAAUAAGCACUCCAACACGGGUCACAACGAUGCCACCUCCCGAUGGAAGCGAGGCAAGCUGCUCGCAGGCCAACUUUCAGGUGGUGAAAAGAUGGACUCCACUGGCGAGAAUGAGGACGGCAACGGCCGAACCGACCAGCCAGUUGAAGGCGGUCCGUCCCUCGAGCCUCCUAACAAUCAAGAGGGCGAGCACUCGAUGGUCGAAGCAGGCACCAAGGUCGGCGACGUUCCCGGUGGCCAGGACGGCGACAAGGUCGACAACAUCCGUAGCAUCGCUCAACCCAAGCAGAAGGGCCUCAAGCUAAUCGAAUGGUGGACUCGCGGUGGCAAGGCGCAAGAGCUUAGUAAAAUGAUGGAGGAGCAGUACUGGCUAGAAAUGGUCGAUCGCAAGCAUCGCUACGGCUCCAACCUCAAGUACUAUCACAAAGCCUGGCAAGACGCCGACACCAAAGACAAUUUUUUCCAAUGGCUCGACCAAGGCGAUGGUAAGAAAAUCAGUCUCGACGACUGUCCACGCGAACGUCUUGACUCGGAGUGUGUCAUCUACCUCAGCUCAGAGCAACGACGUAAUUACAUUGUCGAUGUCGAGAACGGCAAGCUCAUCUGGCGGAGGAACGCAAAACCCGUCGAUACCAAGCGAAACAAGCACAAGGAUCUGGGCAAAGGCAGAGGCAUUGGCGACAUUGAUCAAGACGAGCAGAACCAGAUCCGCGAGGAUCGCAAACGCCGUGCGCUCCGACGUGGCGUGUCGGAAAGUUCGUUGGAUUCCUUCCUCGACCGCUCUUCCUCGUCGUCCUCUUCGUCGUCUGACUCGAGCGAUGACCAAGAUUUGUCCAAGGAACAGCGCACUGAGGCAGCCAAACACUACCAGUCCAAACGCAGCGGCAAGUCGAGACACCUCGAUGCAUUGAGUCCGUCCAAUUGGUCCGACAUGCUCCUGCGCAAGACCAUCGGCAACAACACGUGGAUCUACGUUUUCAACUCUCGACACGAGCUCUACGUCGGCUUGAAACAAACCGGCUACUUUCAACACUCUUCCUUCCUCUACGGUGGUCGUGUGCUCUCGGCCGGCUUGCUCAAAGUGGACAAUGGUACGCUCACAAGCUUGAGCCCACUCUCGGGACACUACCGUGCUGGAACCGCUCAUUUCCGAUACUUUGUCAAGAAGUUGCAGGACUCGGGUGUCGAUCUUGAGCGUGUCACGCUGUCCAAGAGUCUGUUGAUGCUAGCCGGUAUGGAACAGUACGGCAAGCUUAUGAGCAAGACCAAGUCGUCCAAAAAACACGAUAGAAAGAAGAAGGACAAAACCACAACCAAGGCCAAGAGUGACCAAGACCAGGACGAGGAUCGGAAAGCGGGAAAGCAGUCGCUGGCAAGUAGGCUCAAACAGAAGUUGAAGCUUGGUUCGAGCAAGCAUGUCGAGGAGCAAUCUUGA